Molecule: messenger RNA, 1312 nt
Organism: Drosophila teissieri
Lineage: Eukaryota; Metazoa; Arthropoda; Insecta; Diptera; Drosophilidae
Product: metaxin-1 homolog
Exons: 5
Coding region: 143-1093 (316 amino acids)
Biological process (GO): mitochondrion organization
Cellular component (GO): SAM complex
Source: RefSeq, a predicted model, not a curated record
UAUCAGUCUGAAAGCACUCUCAGCAGUCGGCCAGAAAUUGUGGCAUAUAUUUUUGGAUUCAAAUUCGGAUGGCAAAACAUGCAGGUGCACUGUUGAAAACCGGCUAAAUACAAGAGUACGAGCGAGCAAAGACUAGGACACAAUGGAGAUGCAUCUGGGAGCAACGCUGCAUGUGUACAAGGGGGAGUACGGACUGCCGUCCAUAGAUUUUGAAUGUUUACGUGCUCUGUGCCUCCUGCGAUUCACCCGCUGUCCCAUGGACGUGCAGACGAGCUCCAAUCCCCUGCGUUCGGGAGCCGGAAAACUGCCCUAUCUGCAGAUCGGCAACCAGAAGUUCGCGGGCUAUAGGCAAAUUAAGCGCGUGCUGGAUCUCGAGGGUUACCCGAUAGAUGCGCAUUUAAGCACUAAACAAAAGCAUUUGUCCACCGCCUACGCCAACUGGGUGUUCACCAAUCUGCACGCCUACUACCACUACUUCCUGUAUGGAGAGCCCCACAAUUUUGACACAACCACGAGGGGUCUCUACGCCAAGCGCACACCAUUCCCCUUCAACUUCUACUACCCGUCGUCCUACCAAAGGGAAGCCUGCGACGUGGUCCAGGUGAUGGCCGGCUUCGAUGUGAACGACAAGUUGGACAAGCACGAAGGCGACUACCUCGUUGUCAAUGCCAAGAAGGUAGUUAAUCUGCUGUCCAGUAAAUUGGGUCGCAAGGUGUGGUUCUUCGGCGACACCUACAGCGAGUUUGAUGCCAUCGUCUACAGCUAUCUCGCCAUCAUCUUUAAGAUCGCACUGCCCAACAAUCCACUGCAGAAUCACAUUAAGGGCUGCCAAAACCUGGUAAACUUUAUAAACCGCAUCACAAAGGACAUAUUCCGCAACGAGGGCUACAGUUCCGUCAAACUCACAAAGACACCCAGUGGCACGGAGGCAAGUCUGACGGCCUCGGAGCGCAAGUUCAUGGAUUCUGAGCUCAACACCAAAAUAGUGGCCGGCGUGGGAGCAGUGUUGGCCAUGGGAGCGUUUGCGGCAUGGCGUGGGAUUUACAACCAGUUCUGGUUCAAUGUCUUUGUUUGGCUCCAGACACUCAUGUAGACCACAACAUACCAGACCAGGUGCAAAAUUCUCAGUUAAUUGCAAAUUCCGAUUGCUUCAUCCCUUGCAGCUAACGACACGCUCUUCGACGGACUACGAUGGCAUAGAUUACGAGGAUGACGAGAUGGAGGAGGGCCUAGACUAAUCGCAUCUCUGCAACGAUAUAUCUACGUGUAUAGUAUAUAUUUUAAAAUACAAUGUGGGGAUGAAGCACAAAAA